AUGCGCGGAGGCGACUGUGGCGGAUGGGGGGAACCGAUUGGUGGGGGCGGGCUCAGGAGUGCUGAUGCGCGGAACGAGCGGCGGGGACUGGACGUGGGGGAGGGGAGAGGUGCAACGGGGGCGAGUGUGAGGAGCGAAGUGGGGGGCGACAGGGAAGGCGCGGGGUAUAGCCUGCACAAGGGCCAGUGCUUGCCGCCAGCAGCGGCAGCAGCGGCGCCAGGCGCACAGCAGGCGAGCAAUAGGGCUGCCACAGCACCGUGGGCACCACUCCGCCCCGCCGGGCCGGCACCCAAACCCACCGCGCUUGCAGCGGCAGAAUCGGCAGCAGAAGCAGGCGCGCGGGCAGAAGCAGCAGUGAGGGCAGAUGCGCAGGCGGUGUGGGCGCGAGCAGGCGAGCAGGUGGGCGGCGAGGUGCAACGGCUCAUGGCGCCGCUCACCCGCCUGCUGCUCGCCCUGCAGGGGACUGGGGGGACUGCGGGUGUGGGAGGUGGGGACGAGGAGCGGUGGGAGGGUGGCGGCGGCAGAGAGGCAGGAAGUGACGGCGGGUGGGGGAGCGCAGCGGAAGGGUGUGGGGGUGAGGACGCAGGGAAGGGCGGUGAGACAAGUGGGAGCGAGCGAGGGGGGGGGUGGGUGGAGCGAGUGGAGGCGCUGCGAGUGGUGAGGGCGCGGGGCAGGGCGUGGCCCUGUGCAUGGGUGGGAAGCAGGCAGAGGUUUGCCGAGACUAAGCUCUGCUUCUCUCCCCUCUCCCACUUCCUCUUCUGCUGCCAUCCCCACUUACUCCUUUCCUAA
Messenger RNA from Closterium sp. Naga37s-1, 789 nucleotides. NCBI's taxonomy places the organism in Eukaryota, Viridiplantae, Streptophyta, Zygnematophyceae, Desmidiales, Closteriaceae. The record is from the annotation of a GenBank genome assembly.